Messenger RNA from Belonocnema kinseyi, 2065 nucleotides. RefSeq names its product non-canonical poly(A) RNA polymerase protein Trf4-1-like. The record is from RefSeq and is a predicted model, not a curated record. Gene Ontology annotation, molecular function: mRNA binding; poly(A) RNA polymerase activity. The coding region runs from base 150 to 1775 and encodes 541 amino acids. Gene Ontology annotation, biological process: RNA 3'-end processing. Lineage: Eukaryota; Metazoa; Arthropoda; Insecta; Hymenoptera; Cynipidae. The transcript has 8 exons. Gene Ontology annotation, cellular component: nucleolus; TRAMP complex.
UUGCAACUAGUUAUCCUACUUGUUUACAGUAUUUAAAUUUCAUAUACAAGUUAAUGUCUCUAUUGUGAUCAAUUAACUCAUAGUUAGAUAUCAAAAAUCAAUGCAAAUUUUUGUCUGAGUAAAAGUCACAUUAGUAUUUUUCAUGUUUAAUGGAUCCUUCUAUUGGUUGGUAUCAACCAGAACAAUUCGGUCCUGCAAAAGAUUUAUGGUUACAUAUUUGGGAAGCUGAAAAGGGCUUAGAGAUAUUAACUUCGAAGUACGACGUUUCAAGCGUGUCAAGUUUAAUGGGUAAUAAAAUACUACAAGACAAUGCAUUGACCGACAGCUGCAGUCGCACUAGUGAAGAUCGAGUUUUUGCGGUUAAUCGCCUCCAACACAAUAGUUGUAAUAAUUACUACAACCCUUCUCGCAGAAAAAAUGACAAUCGUGCUAGCACUUAUGGUAUGAAUUAUAAUUAUAAUGCUUUAGUUGGUGCAUAUGGUGGUUGUCCAUGGCGCAUACCAAACAAACAUUACUCCAAAGGUGUUAUUGGGUUGCAUGAAGAGAUUGAAGAUUUCUUUGCAUAUAUGUGCCCAUCUACUGAAGAACAUACUUUACGAUUACGCGUGGUUAAAAGAAUAGAACAAAUUAUUAAUGAACUAUGGCCAGAUUCUAAAGUUGAAGUAUUCGGAAGUUUUCGGACUGGCUUGUAUUUACCAACAAGUGAUAUUGAUUUAGUUGUAAUCGGAAUCUGGUCAAAUUUGCCACUUCGGACACUUGAACGUGCGCUACUAGAUCAAAAUAUAGCUGAACCUUCAUCUAUCAAAGUAUUGGAUAAAGCGAGUGUUCCAAUCGUAAAACUUACUGAUAAGGAAACUGAAAUAAAAGUCGAUAUCAGCUUUAACAUGAAUAAUGGCGUUAAAUCAGCCGAAUUGAUCAAGUCUUUCAAGCGCCGAUUCCCAGUUUUGGAAAAAUUAGUCAUGGUACUCAAACAGUUUUUGUUGCAACGUGAUCUUAAUGAAGUUUUUACAGGUGGAAUUUCAUCUUACAGUUUAAUUCUUAUGACCAUCAGUUUUCUGCAGUUACAUCCCAGACAACAUGCACACAGUUUAAAUGCUAACUUAGGAGUAUUAUUAAUUGAAUUUUUGGAAUUGUACGGCAGAAAAUUUAAUUACGUGAAAACUGGAAUCCGAAUUAAAGGAGGUGGAACUUAUACAUCGAAAGAAGAGGUUCAACGGGAGAUGAAAGAUGGACAUCGUCCAUCCUUACUUUGUAUAGAAGAUCCAUUAACGCCUGGCAAUGAUAUUGGUCGCAGCAGUUAUGGUGCUUUAUAUGUAAAAGAUGCCUUUGACUGGGCUUAUUUUGUUCUUUCACAAGCUGUCAGUCCACUUAACAUACUUGUUAAUGAUGCAAAUAAAAUUAGUAUACUGGGAAGAAUAAUAAGGGUAACUGAUGAUGUCAUAGAUUAUCGUAAAUGGAUCAAGGAAACAUUCCCUGUAUCAGCGAAUGAAAUGGACUCUCUUUCCAGUUCUACUGGUUCAGAUGCAUCAACCCUCUCAGCUCCUGCUAGUGAUACGGAUUCUGAAAGUAGUCGUGAAAAUUCGUCAAAUGUUGGGGAGAAGACCAGUAUAAAAAGUAGAACCAGUACUGAUACCUACAAUUCUUACGCACAUACUCAAUGGAGAAAAUUACAUAAACCUACAACUCAUCGGUCUAGAUCUUCUACUCUCAGGAAACGAAAUAUUUCUACAGAAAACACAGGGGUACCAUUAUUUUCACCGUCAUCGUUACCUUGACCAGUACACGAAGAAUGUACAACAAGAGUAUGAAAAAUUCUAUUUUUUCUUUCAUGAUUGAUUCGGAAUAAGUACUAAAUAAUGCUACGUAUAAAGAGUAUACGUUUUUGCUAGAAGCAUUUCAGGUACACAGAUUAACCUUUGUAUAUAACGUGCAGUGCAACACAUCCUGCAAAAAGUAUUAUAAGUACAUUAUUCAAAUAACUUGAUUAUAUCAUACAAACCAAAUUUUUGGCUGUUUAGUGUUUUCUGAUACAUAUGUUUCUACAUAAAUAUAAUUUUAAACAUUG